This is a messenger RNA of Diutina rugosa, 870 nucleotides long. RefSeq lists its product as uncharacterized. The transcript has a single exon. Lineage: Eukaryota; Fungi; Ascomycota; Pichiomycetes; Serinales; Debaryomycetaceae. The coding region runs from base 1 to 870 and encodes 289 amino acids. The record is from RefSeq and is a predicted model, not a curated record.
AUGGCGUCAGACCACUGUUCUAAGUAUGAGGGUGCGUCAACUAUCAAUUUCGUGUUCUCGAUAUUGAUCACGUUGGGAAUUAUCAUCAGUUAUAUCCCUCAGUACCGACGCAUCUGGCUUAAACGGACAUCAGAAGGGUUGAGUGCUACUUUCCUUUUGUUGGGAUCGCUGCUGUCGAUUUUUACCUUCACCAAUAUCAUACUCAUUUCUUCAAAAGCUCGUGAGUGUUGUUACCUGGGCGCAUUGUCGCCGUUCAACUGUAUCAACUCUCAGCUAAAUCUUAUCCAGAUCGGUGUCCAGUGUAUCUGUGCCAUUUUGAUCUUGGUGUUUGUUCUCAUCUGGACUAAUCAUUCGGUUAAGCAGGAUCGCGAAGAGUACGCUCGAAUUGUUCGAGUAGGCAACAUUGUCUGGGCUCAUGCGUUGGUGUCGCUUGUGGAGGUGAUUGUGGGCUUGUACACGAAGAAGAGGUGGCUUUAUGCUAUUGCCAACACCAAUGGUUUGCUUUCCACUGCUUUGACGGUCGUCAAGUACGUACCUCAGAUUUGGACUACCUAUCAUUUGAAACAUCCGGGUACGCUUUCAGUGGGGAUGAUGUGUAUUCAAACCCCCGGUGGGUUUGUGUUCGCAGCCACCCUUUACUUUACCAAAGGCUCCCAUUGGAGUUCUUGGAUCUCCUAUUUUGUGGCAGCCCUACUUCAGGGAACACUUUUGGCUCUUUGUCUCUACUAUGACUAUUUCCGAAACUCGGGUGUUCUGGCCCAAUUAGCUGAGCGGGCUCAAAUCGAAAGGAUUGUCUCCGAAAAUGAACGGGAGGACAUUCAUGAAGCCGCUCAUGAAGAGUCAGAAGAAGAACGAAGAUUACUAGAAUAA